Molecule: messenger RNA, 894 nt
Organism: Suillus clintonianus
Lineage: Eukaryota; Fungi; Basidiomycota; Agaricomycetes; Boletales; Suillaceae
Product: NAD-P-binding protein
Exons: 5
Coding region: 1-894 (297 amino acids)
Molecular function (GO): oxidoreductase activity
Source: RefSeq, a predicted model, not a curated record
AUGGCACAUUCCACUCCCCGAGUUUGGUUGAUUACCGGUUCCUCAUCUGGAUUCGGCAGGGCGAUGGUGGAAGAGGUCCUGCGUAAUGGCGAGAUUGCGGUCGCAACUCUGCGCAAGCCUUCCGUCCUCGAUGACCUCGUCGCCAAAUACCCGCACACCCAGCUGCUAGUACUUCCGCUGGACGUGACGAACGAGGCGCAGGUCAAAUCUGUCUUCGUACAAGCUAAGGACGCUUUUGGACACGUUGAUGUCGUGUAUAACAACGCGGGGCAGGUGUUCUAUCAUGAGCUGGAGGGGACACCAAUGGACCGUGCCAGGGCCCUGAUGGAUGUCAAUUUCUGGGGCGCGGUAACGGUAAGCUUCGAGGCAGUGAGAUUCUUUAGAGAGGAGAACCCAGAUGGUGCUGGGGGGAUGCUCGUGCAAGUAUCGAGCUCGGCAGGGACCACCGCGGUCCCGCUGCUCGGGUUCUAUAACUCUACGAAAGCAGCCUUGAAUUCGUUCACCGAGGUCCUGGCACAGGAAGUCCUCCCCGCUUGGAAUAUUCGUAUCGUGAAUGUCCACCCAGGUUGGACGCGCACGCCCAUUGCGUUGAGCGAUAUGCUCGAGCCUCUAGCAGUAUACGCAUCGGAACCAACAGCUGUAACGACAAAGAUGCGUGCCGGGUGGGAUGCAUUCAUCGGGAGCGAUGUAUAUAUUGGCGUCGAAGCUGUGACGAAGCGCAUUUGGUCGGUGAUGCGGAUGGACGAUGAGGACCUGCGCAAGGGUACGCAGGAGGGCAUUCCAGGCCUCGUGAACGUGUAUACGGGCAUGGACUCGCUGGAGCGUGUGUACGCAAAGAUUGGGCGGCUGCAUGGCGAGUUGAUGUGGAGUACCAAGAUUCAUUAUGAGUACUAG